Messenger RNA from Postia placenta MAD-698-R-SB12, 1506 nucleotides. RefSeq lists its product as hypothetical. NCBI's taxonomy places the organism in Eukaryota, Fungi, Basidiomycota, Agaricomycetes, Polyporales, Adustoporiaceae. Gene Ontology annotation, cellular component: endoplasmic reticulum. The transcript has 6 exons. Gene Ontology annotation, molecular function: protein disulfide isomerase activity. Gene Ontology annotation, biological process: protein folding; response to endoplasmic reticulum stress. The record is from RefSeq and is a predicted model, not a curated record. Bases 1 to 1506 code for a protein of 501 amino acids.
AUGCGGUUCUCUCACCUCUUCUCGUCAGCGAUCGCGCUUGCGCUCGCGACCGUCGUUGUUGCUGACGGUGCUUCCGAUGUGCUCAGCCUCACCGCGGACAGCUUCGACUCCGUGGUUAACCCAGAGCCCCUGAUCCUUGUCGAAUUCUUCGCGCCAUGGUGCGGUCACUGUAAGGCCCUUGCGCCGCACUAUGAAGAGGCCGCCACCGCGUUGAAGGAGAAGAAGGUGAAGCUCGCAAAGGUCGACUGUGUUGACCAAGCAGACCUGUGCCAGGCCAACGGCAUCCAGGGUUACCCGACAUUGCGGGUGUACCGCAAUGGCGACCACACCGACUACACUGGCCCUCGCAAGGCCGAUGGGAUCAUCGCUUACAUGGUCAAGCAAUCUCUCCCUGCUGUGUCUGACGUCACGCCGGACAACUUCAACGAGUUUAUCCAAGCGGACAAGAUUGUUGCGGUCGCAUACCUACCCUCGUCUGCUGACGCUCCUGGACCCGAGUUUACCGCAACAGCGAACAAGCACCGAGAUGACUACCUGUUCGGCUCCACAACUAACAGUGCUCUUGCUGAGGCUGAGGGCGUCUCUCCGCCCGCUAUCGUCCUAUACCGCGCCUUCGACGAGCCGAAAACCGAGUACCCCUACCCGAUCGGCUCCGCAAAGGUGAAGGACAUCGAGAAGUGGAUCAAGGAGCUCUCGAUCCCUGUCAUUGAUGAGGUCAACACGGAGAACUACCAGAUGUAUGCCCAGAGCGGCAAGCCGCUCGCGUACCUCUUCCUUGACCCGACCGACUCGCUCCACGACGAGUACAUCGCCUCAUUGCGUUCCGUCGCGACGAAGUACAAGAACAACGUCAACUUUGUGUGGAUCGACGCGAUCAAGUUUGGUGACCACGCGAAGGCGUUGAACCUGAACGAGCCGAAGUGGCCGAGUUUCGUGAUCCAGGACCUGCAGAAGCAGCUCAAGUUCCCGUACGACCAGAGCAAGGAAUUCCAGGCAGAGGAGAUUGAGAAGAUGGUGGCAGAGUACGCCGAGGGCAAGCUCCAGCCGCAGCUCAAGAGCCAGCCGAUUCCGGCGACCCAGGACGAGCCUGUCUUCAACCUCGUUGGCAAGCAAUUUGACGAGGUUGUCUUUGACGAUGAGAAGGACGUCUUCGUCGAGUUCUACGCAAGCUGGUGCGGUCACUGCAAGCGUCUCAAGCCCACCUGGGACUCGCUCGGUAGUCACUUUGCAAAUGUCAAGGAUCGGAUCACCAUUGCGAAGAUGGAAGCACAGGAGAACGACCUACCUGCUGACGUGCCCUUCCGGAUCUCUGGGUUCCCCACCCUCAAGUUCAAGCAAGCCGGUUCUCGCGACUUCAUCGACUACAACGGCGAUCGCUCACUGGAGAGCCUGGUCGCGUUCGUCCAGGAGACCGCAAAGAACCCACUCGACGCGAACGUCCCCUUCAAAAAUGACUCCCAGCAGCAGCACUUUGAGGCUGUACCUGAGCACCAUGAUGAGCUCUGA